AUGCCCCGAUUUCAUGGUCAUGGAGUGGUGUCCAGGUCCAGUGGUUGCCUGGUGGCCCUGGUGCUUGGGCUGCAUGCUGCUACUUUCGUUGGCGUGGGCAAACUCUUUACUGAGGAGCAACGUGCUCCCAAAAGGAGCCUGCAUGCAGUGGACGUGGAAGCCGAGCCGGAGGUGGAUACUCAGGCGCUAACUGGCGAAAGGUACAUCGCCUCAAACCGUUUCAUGGUGCGCGAGGGUGCCGAGGCUGCUUUCGAGCAGCGAUGGGCGAAACGAAAGUCCUCUUUGCUCACUCUUCCCGGCUUUCGAUGGUUUUCACUGAUGAGGAGGCUGCCAAACGACCAGCAAUCGUUCCCAGAUGAGUAUAGCUACGUAUCAUUCACCAUCUGGGAGACGAAGAAGGACUUCACCUUCUGGAGGAAGGGUCCGGCCUUUAAAGAAGCUCAUGGUGGCGGCGGGAUUCUGGAUUUCGUUGGAAUGGUCAUGAGCUCCUUCAUGACGAGCAAGGGACCACCGAAACCAUCCUUCUGGCAAGGACUGCUGCCGUUAAAGUCCGCGGAGCAGAGGGACCGUUUGGUGUCGGGCCCGGGCGGACGACCAGAGGCGGACGGCGAAGAAAUGCUCGAGCCCGAGGUCUUCGUCGCGACCACCCGAUUCAACGUCUUGGACCAGUCGAAGACGGAGUUUGAGCAACUAUGGAACGAGCAGAAAGACAAGCUGCAGGACGCAGCAGGUUUCCGAUUCUCUCAACUCCUACGACGUGAUCAAGCGCCAGAUGACAACUGCAAUUAUUUAAGUGUCACAGUCUGGGAUGACGAAGCAGCAUAUGACCAAUCGGAGAAAGCGAUCCUUCCGCCAGGCGAUAUGCUCCUACAGCCAGCCCAAGACAUUCUUUACGAAGGCAAGCUCGUCCUCGAGAGCGAAGCUGGGCCUUGA
Symbiodinium sp. CCMP2592 is the source of this 933-nucleotide messenger RNA. The record is from the annotation of a GenBank genome assembly. NCBI's taxonomy places the organism in Eukaryota, Dinophyceae, Suessiales, Symbiodiniaceae.